This is a messenger RNA of Equus caballus (horse), 2011 nucleotides long. The record is from RefSeq and is a predicted model, not a curated record. NCBI's taxonomy places the organism in Eukaryota, Metazoa, Chordata, Mammalia, Perissodactyla, Equidae.
GGGGGCCCUUUCCUGCUCCGCGUGCUCCCAGGCGGCUGCACCCUCCAGGGCUCGGCUCCCGCGGCGCACGGCAGUCGGCGGCACCCCGCGGCCAGCAGCAGCUCCCCAGCACCCCCUUUCAGGCAGUCUGGCAAUAGGGUGCCUCUUCUGACACCCCUCCCAGGAGCAGCUUUUGUGGCAUCCUCCAGGGCUGAUUUCUGUUCAGGCAGCCAACGUCCCCAAGUAUUCCUGCGUGACAAGCUUCUUUCCGAGUCUGAAGAGUAAUAGGGCCCAACCUCUGCUCUUGUGGAGUGGAAGUGCCCACCUGGUGUAACAGGUGGCCCUAGUCCCCCAAACAUCCUUGAGGAGCCAAGUCCGGAAGACCUCUCCCACCUCUGCCUCUGCCAUGGCCGCGAGAACCAUCAUCAUCGACCACGGGUCCGGCUUUCUGAAGGCUGGCUUGUCGGGGUGGAACGAGCCCCAGAUGGUCUUCCCGAGCGUUGUGAACUACAUCCCGUGCAGAGAGAACCCCGGCCCUAGCUACGCCCGCAGGCGCGUGAGUCUAGGCAUCGACAUUUACCAUCCUGACACCUUCAGCUACCCCGUCCAGCGUGGCCGCAUCCUCAACUGGGAGGGCGUGGAGCACAUCUGGUCCUUCGUCCUGGAGACACACAGACGGGAGCAUGAGGACUCCUCUGUGAUAGUCACAGAGUCCCCCCUGAGGGAGCCUGUGGACCGACAGAAAACCCUGGAGAUUAUGUUUGAGUUACUGGAUGUCCGGUCCCUACUCCUGGCUGACCAGCUGGAGAUGUCCCUGUAUGCCUCUGGCCUCCUGACCGGCGUGGUGGUCGAUUCUGGUUACGGCUUGACCCGCGUGCAGCCUUUCCAUCUGGGCCGCCCCUUACGGCCCAGUGGUAAGACGCUGGAGUUCGCCGGCCAGGAUCUCUCCGCCUAUCUCUUCAAGAGCCUCUUUAAGGAAGAUAGCAACCAACACAACCUGUUUCAGCUGGACACGGUCACCAACACUCAGAUGAACAAGUGCUACGUGCCGCAGAAUUUGGGGGAGGCGCUGGACUUUCGUCAGAGCCUGCCCAGUGGCUCAGAUGAGACCAACACCUAUCAGCUCCCGGAUGGCACCCCUGUGGAGCUGACCCCCAUGCAGCGGCUGGCUCCCGAGAUGUUCUUCAGCCCCCAGGUGUUCGACCUGGAAGGGCCCAGCAUCUCUCAGGCUGUGCUGGAUUCCAUCCAGACCUGCGAAGCCUAUGUGCACCCACUGCUCAUCUCCCAUGUGGUGGCCUGUGGGGGCAACACCCUCUAUCCGGGCUUCACCAACCGCCUGUACAAGGAGCUCAUCGAAGAUCAUUUCUCCUCCACCAAGACCACAGUAUGGGUGGGUUCCAACAGAAACUUUAGCGUCUGGUUAGGAGCGUCUGUUGUGGCUCAUCUGUCUACUUACAAGUCCGAGUGGAUGACCAAAGAUGAGUAUGAUGAGAGUCUGAGGCAGUGACCUGCUGCCUGGCUCCUGGGACCCGGCUCCUGCUGGAUAGGCUUGAGUGAAUUAAUUGCAGUGAAAAGGUCUGGGCAGGGGUGGGGUGAGCAGGCUUUGGAAUUUUCAGGUCAUGGAGGAUUGUUUUAGGUUCUAGAGUUUUAUCUUGUUUCAAGAGAGGGAUCUAAUCCAUAGGUGGACAGGGUGUCGUCCCUGGAAGCCCUUCAGGGGACAGUUUUUCCGGGGAUGGUCUGUCAUUGGGAUGGGAGUGGCCAGCUGCCAUCUCUAUGCCUAAAAGCCAUUUGUUUGUCACUGGCAUCUCCCUUGGGUUGUCCCGUUCUUCUUGGUUGAAUAGGUUUUAACUGGGGCAAGAGAGAAUUAUUUUUGGAUGGGGACAGACAGGGCAGGGAGGAGGAGAGUUGAAGUCUCUAGUCUCAUGUGCUCUCGCUGGCCAGGGAGGAGCUGCGGUGGGUGAGUCUGGAGCGCUCUUCCCCGCUGUGGCCAGCGUCUUGUUUUAUGUACGCAAAUAAACAAAAUUGUUUGGAA